Daldinia caldariorum is the source of this 998-nucleotide messenger RNA. RefSeq lists its product as uncharacterized. The transcript has a single exon. Gene Ontology annotation, biological process: endosome organization. The coding region runs from base 310 to 846 and encodes 178 amino acids. The record is from RefSeq and is a predicted model, not a curated record. NCBI's taxonomy places the organism in Eukaryota, Fungi, Ascomycota, Sordariomycetes, Xylariales, Hypoxylaceae. Gene Ontology annotation, cellular component: BLOC-1 complex.
UCUCCAGACUCCCCCUCGCAAUUUUGCUAUGCUGCCAUCGCUCUAAACCGCGACACUGUCUUUUCCCGCCAUCUCGAGACAAUGAAGCCGCGAGUCGCGGCCGACACGACGCUUGACCAAAGGGUGUCGCAACCUUUCCCCUACCAGCAGUACACGACGUUGCAUCCGAAUCCUCCCCGCUUACUACCGCCGUGCUCUCACCCCCUGCCCUACCGACGCUACACAACGCUCGAUUCUUAGCGAUCUUAGCGAGUUUGCAGACGCACGAGUAGACGCACAAGUAAACACGCCGCCUCAUACGGCAGAGCCAUGCCGUCCACAGAAGCCAAUACCGUCGAGGACACGCAAUUGGGCCUGACCGAUGAGGAAAUAAAUCUCCUCCGCUACCACCAAGCUCAGGCCGGUUCAUCUUCCUCGCGCGCCGCUAGCCGGGCCUCUUCUCAAGGCCGCCUCCUUCUCGAUAGUUCUAGCCUUGCUGCCUUAGCACGACACCUUGACCGCUUGAUGCAGCAGAUCCAGCAGCGCAUUGAGUACCUCAGCGAACAGAGCUCCGUCGUGACUAUGCAGCAGUAUGAUCACGCAGGCAACCUGGUGGACAAUGCCGAUGCUGAAAUUGCGCGCUUUCAGGCUAUCAUGGCUCAGAUCGACGAGCUCGAGCUCGACUUUGAUCGCAUUGCUCACAUCAGAGAUAUCGUAAGGGAUUACCGCCAACGAGUCGAGAAUCUCGAACGUGAAUUCGAAAACUCAUCGCGCCGAGAUCAUCACCACUCUCACCGCCACAGCCACAGCCACGGCCAUUCUCAUCGACAAGAAGGCGCCUCUUCCGGCCGCCGACACAGACACUAAAAAUUGCGGCAAGAUGGAGAAAAGCUGGUUGUUACGCCCGUGGAUCGGGAUAUUAGAAUACGGUUUCCACUUCGGGAGAUACAAAGGCAUCAAAUGCCUAUUUGAUUAUAGUCUUUAAUGGAAAAUUGCUGCUGGAUGCAGAGAAAGGAGUA